Molecule: messenger RNA, 2136 nt
Organism: Zingiber officinale
Lineage: Eukaryota; Viridiplantae; Streptophyta; Magnoliopsida; Zingiberales; Zingiberaceae
Product: interactor of constitutive active ROPs 3-like
Exons: 5
Coding region: 260-2008 (582 amino acids)
Source: RefSeq, a predicted model, not a curated record
GUGUUCAUUAUUUACAGAGCCACGCCAGUUUACAACAACCCGUGGGAGCCUGCAGUAGCAGAAGGAAGCAGUGUAGGAAGAAAAACAGUAGUGCAUCUUUUCCUUCUCUCGUUGUAGUGUUCCGUUCGGUAGGGAUGAUAAUGUGAGUACCAGACCAGGUUUAAAGUGAAGAUAAAGGAACAUAUCAGGUUUAAUUUUAUACGUCCACUGUUGCUGUAUCUUAACAAGAAAGUGAGGGUCAGCUUCUCACCUCAUCAGAAUGCAGAUGUCCAAGACAAGAAAUGGGUCCUCAGAAAUUUCAAGUAAGACUUCGACAAUGAUACUGCAAUCAAAACGGGUGUCCAAGUUGGUUGUAUCUGAAUCAACCACCUCGUUUUCAAAACCUUCAAUGGAUACCAGUCCCAAGAUUGAAUGCCGCUCGGCUAAAACCAUGGACACCGAGAAGAGGCGGCCAAGCAAGGUCACGGAACUGGAAUGCCAAAUCACGCAGCUCCAGAAAGAGCUGAAGAAGAAGAGCGAUCAACUCAGCUCCGCCGAGUCCAGCAGGCGCCGAGCUCAGCAGGAAGUAGAGGAGGCUAAGAAGCAGCUCGUGGCGAUGUCGGCGAAGCUUCAUGAUUCGCAUGCCCAGAUGGAGGAGCUCUCUGCGGCCGAGGACGCCCGGAUCCAAGAGCUCAGAAAGAUCUCCCAAGAACGCGACCGCGCAUGGCAGUCCGAGCUGGAGGCCGUCGAGAACCAGCACAGCGUCGACAACGCUGCGUUAGCCGCCGCCACGAGCGAGAUCCGCAGACUCAAGCUGCAGCUCGAGAUGGUGCUCCGUUCCGAGGCCGCAUUGGCGGAGAAGACUCAGCUCGAUCGGUUACAGCUCCAAGCCUCGGAUAAAAGCCUCGCGGAGUUGUCGUUCGCCGUCGAGAACCUCAAUCUUAGGCUCGUCGGCAGCGAGAGAGCGGAGGCCGAGGCCAAGUCCAUGCUCACCGACACGAGGAAGCAACUGGAGCUCGCUCAGAACACCAUCGAGUCCCUCCUCACCGACGGAUCCAAACUCAUGGAGUCCUUCAGUAUCGUCGCCACUGAGCUCAAGGAGUCCAGAUUUCGAGUCAGAGUACUCGAAGAGAGCGUGAGGAAGUUGCAGGAAGAGCAGUAUGCAGCUCAUGUCCAUGCUUUCGUUGAUCUCGCCAAUGCAAAGGCACUCUGUUUUGGUUCUUCGGAUUGUGAAGAAAACCAGUUGAUGACAGCAUUAGAAGAUUAUUGGGUGAUGCGUCAAGCAGAGCAGAUUGAGAGCACUGUGAGGAUCCAGUGCGCUUAUGAAAUGAUGGAGAAAGAGCUUGCUGAUUCCAAACUCAGAGAACAAGAAUUAGAGUUGAAACUAAGCGAUGCAAAAUUAGAGUCCGCUCUGCUAAAGGCCAAUCUACUUGACAGGGAAGCGGAGCUUCGAAAAAUCUCAGAUUUGAACAAAAAAUUUCUUCAAAAAGUGGAGAAAGAACGAGAAGACAUGAAACUAACGCAGUCAAGUGCUGAUGUUGCAGAUUUAAAGAUCAAACUUGCAGAUAAUGAAGCAGCACUCGGGAGAGUGUGCGAGGAGAAUGAGCAGCUGAAACUUGAGCUGCGGAGGAACGAUUCGGAGAAGCAGAAAGCUUAUGAAGAAGCUAUUUCGGAGAUGAAUUCAGCGAGGACCGCGGAGAAGGCGGCACUGACGGAGCUCGGAUUUGUAGCCCAUGAAGCUGCAAAGAGCAAAGAGAUGGCGGCGAGGGUGGUGGGCGAGUUUGAGGCAAGUAAAGUGGAGAAAUCUGAAAUGGAAAUGGAAUUGAGGAAGCUGAAAUUGCAAGCGGAGCAGUGGAAGAAAGCAGCUGAAACUGCAAUCAUGAUGCUUACAGACUCCGAACACAAGCCGGGAGCCGGAAAGCUCAAGAACUUGCCUUCAGCUGAUGACUUGGACGACGAAUCUUACAGGAAGAAAAAGAGUUAUGUGCUUAGAAGAAUCAAAGGGAUGUGGAACAAGGAGCAGAAGUAGCUUGUCCUAACUUUGCUUUCGAUCGACCUUUUAGGUGAAAAAAAAAUGCUAGUUUGAUUGUAUGUGUGAAUAAGCGUUGUGAUUUACGGAGUUAUAACGGAAAUAGUUAUCCUUUUUUGUUCACCUCA